Messenger RNA from Menidia menidia (Atlantic silverside), 1305 nucleotides. Lineage: Eukaryota; Metazoa; Chordata; Actinopteri; Atheriniformes; Atherinopsidae. The record is from the annotation of a GenBank genome assembly.
AUGAGCUGUAUCAAAGCCCACUUUGAUGGAGAGGAUCAGAAGGGACUUCACAGCUGCCCUCAAUGCAGGAAACACUUCAUACCGAGGCCUGUCCUGGUAAGAAACACCAUGUUAGCUGAUUUAGUGGAGCAGCUGAAGAAGACUGGACUCCAAGCUGCUCCUGCUGAUCACUGCUAUGCUGGACCUGAAGAUGUGGCCUGUGAUUUCUGCUCUGGGAGAAAACUGAGAGCCAUCAAGUCCUGUUUGAGCUGUGUGGCCUCUUACUGUGAGGAACACCUUCAGCCUCAUUAUGAUGUGGCUUCGUUUAAGAAACACAAGCUGGUGGAGCCCUCCAAGAAGCUCCAGGAGAACAUCUGCUCUGUCCACGAUGAGGUGAAGAAGCUGUUCUGCCGCACUGAUCAGAAGUCCAUCUGUUAUCUCUGCUCUGUGGAGAAGCAUAAAGGCCACCUCACUGUUUGCAUCAAAACCCACUUUGAUGGAGAGGAUCACAAGGGACUUCACAGCUGCCCUCAAUGCAGGAAACGCUUCACACCGAGGCCCGUCCUGGUAAGAAACACCAUGUUAGCAGCUUUAGUGGAGCAGCUGAAGAAGACUGGACUCCAGCCUGCUCCUGCUGACCACUGCUAUGCUGGACCUGAAGAUGUGGCCUGUGAUGUCUGCUCUGGGAGAAAACUGAGAGCCAUCAAGUCCUGUUUGAGCUGUGUGGCCUCUUACUGUAAGAAACACCUUCAGCCUCAUUAUGAUGUGGCUUCGUUUAAGAAGCACAAGCUGGUGGAGCCCUCCAAGAAGCUCCAGGAGAACAUCUGCUCUGUCCACGAUGAGGUGAAGAAGCUGUUCUGCCGCACUGAUCAGAAGUCCAUCUGUUAUCUCUGCUCUGUGGAGGAGCAUAAAGGCCACCACACAGUGUCAGCGGCAGCAGAAAGGACUGAGAGGCAGAGAGAGCUGCGGCAACAAAUCCAGCAGAGAAUCCAGAACAAAAAGAAAGAUGUGAAGCUGCUCCAGCAGGAGGUGGAGGCCAUCGAUCAUAGGCUCCUCCUGAGGGCCUCCUCCUCCUCCUGCUCCUCCCGGUUCAGCAGGAGGAACUCCCGGCGGCGCUGUGGCUUCAGGCUCCCGGAGGAGAAAACGCGCCCCUCAAUGCUCCGGAAAAUCAGGGCCAGGGAGCGGGGCAGCAGCCCCACGUCCGCCUCCGGGCCUGGGGGGGGGGGUCACAGAGAGCGGAGCUCCUCCCUGAGGGGCGGAGUCCCCCUGAAGGCGGGGCCUUUACCUAAGAAGGUGAAGGUCUUCCCGGCGUUGGAGACUCCGUAG